Messenger RNA from Quercus robur (English oak), 1290 nucleotides. RefSeq names its product furostanol glycoside 26-O-beta-glucosidase-like. Bases 1 to 1290 code for a protein of 429 amino acids. The record is from RefSeq and is a predicted model, not a curated record. Gene Ontology annotation, biological process: carbohydrate metabolic process. NCBI's taxonomy places the organism in Eukaryota, Viridiplantae, Streptophyta, Magnoliopsida, Fagales, Fagaceae. Gene Ontology annotation, molecular function: beta-glucosidase activity. The transcript has 13 exons.
AUGACACAGAUUCCAAUUGAUGAUGAUGAAAAAGCCAUGACGGAAGGAUCACCCAAAGAAGGAGGGAGAGGACCAAGUGUUUAUGAUGUCGCCAUGGAAAAGUUCCCAGGAAGACAGAUUUUGAAGGACAUUGGUUUAAAUUCUUACAGAUUUUCCAUCUCCUGGAGUAGGAUUCUGCCCAAGGGAACCUUGAGUGGUGGGGUGAACCAAGAAGGUAUCGAUCACUACAGCAAUUUGAUUGAUGAAUUAUUAAAAAAUGGAAUCAAGCCCUUUGUUUCCCUUUUGCACUUUGACUUGCCACAAGGCCUGGAAGACAAAUAUAUGAGCCUCUUAUGUCGCUCGUUUAUUGAUGAUUUCAAGGAUUAUAGUAAAAUAUGUUUCAAAAAUUUUGGAGACAGAGUUAAAAAGUGGAUGACAUUCAAUGAACCAUCAGGUAUGGCAGGAAGGGGGUACGAGUUUGGCAUUGCACCACCGUUCAGGUGUUCCUAUCCAGCAAAACCAUAUAUGGGUGGAAACUCAUCCACAGAACCUUACAUAGUAGGCCAUAACAUUAUUCUUGCCCAUGCUGCUGCUGUGAGGCUCUACAGAGAGAAAUACCAGGUGAACCACAUGUCAGAAUUUGGAAUGGUUCUUGAAGCAAGUUACUUUAAGCCUAACACAAGUUCAGUGGAAGAUAAAGCUGCAGCACAAAGAAGCAGGGACUUCCUCAUAGGAUGGUACGCAGAGCCUUUGAUAUUUGGAGACUAUCCAAAAAGCAUGGGAGAUUUGGUGAAGAAGAGGCUACCCAUUUUUUCUGAGGAAGAGAAAAAGAUGAUCAAGGGAACCAUGGAUUUCAUUGGCAUCAAUUAUUAUACCUCAACUUAUGCUGCUAAUGCUCCUCCACCAAAACAAUAUCCUUCCCAUAGUGUGGAUUUAUUAUUAACUACCAACUCUACCAGAAAUGGAGUUCCCAUUGGUCCUUUGGCUCCAGGGAGCGGUUUUGUUUACAUUUAUCCACAAGUGCUACAGAAACUUUUGGAGAAUUUGAAGAAAAGAUACCAAAAUCCUAAGAUCUACAUUACAGAAAAUGCAACUACUUCACCAGCUGGUUCACCAGCCGGCUCUCCCUCAGGAUCACCAAAAUCUUCAGCAAUUGCUUCACCAAGUGGCUCUCCCGUGGGAUCACCAGGACCUUCAGGAACUGGAGCUAAUGCUAAGUCAUCAGCCGGAAGUUCCAUCAAGUUGUCAAUUUCUCAUCUCUUUUUCCAUACAUGUGCUGCAACAGUUGCUUCAACCUUCACAACAUACUGA